CAUGAGAACGUGGGGACACACUUUAGCCCCUGAGGCCUGCACGUGCUCUCACACAGCUGCUGGCCGCUGUAUGGGUCCGAGCUGCUCCUGGACACGGGCUGGUGAUCAUGCUGUGCUGCCUGGGGCACUGCCACCUCUCCCCCUGCGGCUGAUGCCGGGACAAGUUCCAGACUGGGAGGGGCCUGUCUCCUGGCCCAGUGUGCCGCCUCGGUUUACCCCUGUGCUCUGUGCGCCUUUUGCUGAGGGGUGAGAAUGGCAUGAAUGUGGCCCCUCCACUUCACCUGAGGGGUCUGCCCUGUGCAGGGAGAGUGGUACCCAGAAGGAGCAAGCCGUGUGGAGGGGUCCUCAGACCCCUCCCAAUGAGACAGGUGUGCAGGGUGGGUGCAGACCAGAUGGCUGGGAAACUUGGCCUGAUCCUGCUGGGGGUGCAUUUUUUCAGUCUCUUUGUGAGAGGGCUGAGCCAGACAUGUAUGGGUGCAGAGGAGGGGCCCUCCGCGCCCUUCCUCCGCAGCCCUUACUUAUAGCCACAUCCUGCAAGGAAAAACCCAGACUCCGGCAUCGCCCGUCCGUGAGCCGAGGAUGUGCGUGGGGGCUCAGCCGCCCAGGGCGUCCUAUGCAUCUCUCCUGUUCCUGGGGCUUGUGCUGGGCUCCACGGCCCAGCAGAACUGUGCCGGGGACACCUACCGCAGCGGCAACAAGUGCUGUCACGAGUGCCAGCCAGGUUACUGGAUGGAGAGCCGCUGCACGCAGGACCAUGAUACCAUCUGCAUCCCGUGCAAGGAUGGCUUCUACAAUGAGGGCGUGAACUACGACGAGGCCUGCAAGCCGUGCACCCAGUGCAACCAGAGAAGUGGGAGCGAAAUCAAGUGGAAAUGCAGUGCCACGCGGGACACAGUCUGCCACUGCAGGCCGGGCACCCAGCCCCAGGGCGGCAGCUACAAGCACGGAGUCGACUGCGCUCCGUGCCCACAAGGGCACUUCUCCCCCGGUAACAACCAGGCCUGCAAACCCUGGACCAACUGCACCUUGGCAGGAAAACGCACACUGAAAGCGGCCACCAACAGCUCAGACGCUCUCUGUGAGAACAGGCGCCCGCCUGCCACUCUGCCCUCGGAGACACGGGGCCCCCCAGCCCGGCCCCCCACGCCCCAGCCCACCACCGCCUGGCCCAGGACCUCACAGGCGCCCUCGACACCCCCCACAGAGCCCCCCAAGGGCCCCGAGCUGGCUGCCAUCCUGGGCCUGGGCCUGGGCCUGGGGCUGCUUGGCCCCGUGGCGGCCGCACUGAUCCUGCUCCUGCACUGCAAGGUCUGCAGGCUGCUGCCCACUGCCACCAAGUCCCCCGGUGAGUGCCUGCUGUCCCCAGCCGCUCCCUGCCCAAGAGCCAAGGCCCCGCUUCCCUCCCACCACUCGCUCUUUCCUCCUCCCCAGGGGGAGACAGCUUCCGGACCCCCAUCCAAGAGGAGCACGCUGACGCCCACUGCACCCUGGCCAAGAUCUGAGCGGUGUCGCUGGGAUGGGAGGGUAGUGGGGGUGCCCCCAGGUGCAGACGCUGCACCCUGUCACCCCAUUGCCCUGUCACCCGCCCUGCACCGUUGUAGGUGCUCCUGGGCUGGCACCUUGGGCUCAGCUAUGUAUGCUGUGCAUACUCCCCACCCAGGGUGGUACCCCCAAUAAACUGUG
Rhinolophus ferrumequinum (greater horseshoe bat) is the source of this 1683-nucleotide messenger RNA. It is a transcript of the gene TNFRSF4, whose product is annotated as TNF receptor superfamily member 4. The record is from RefSeq and is a predicted model, not a curated record. The coding region runs from base 580 to 1677 and encodes 365 amino acids. Gene Ontology annotation, molecular function: tumor necrosis factor receptor activity; protein binding. Gene Ontology annotation, biological process: inflammatory response. NCBI's taxonomy places the organism in Eukaryota, Metazoa, Chordata, Mammalia, Chiroptera, Rhinolophidae. The transcript has 6 exons.